AUGGAAAAGGAAAACCAAACCGGUGUCCCUGAAUUUCUCCUCCUGGGUUUCUCGAGUUGGCCAGAGCAGCAGGCACUUCUUUUUGCAGUUUUCCUGUGUGUCUACUUAGCAGGGCUGUUUGGAAACUUACUCAUCUUGCUGGCCAUUGCCUCAGACCAUCAUCUCCAUACACCCAUGUAUUUCUUCCUUGCCAAUCUGUCUGUGGUAGACCUCUGCCUUCCUUCCUCUACCGUACCCAAGAUGCUAUUAAAUAUCCAAACACAGACUCGNNNNAUCUCCUAUCCUGGCUGUCUGGUUCAGAUGUAUUUCUGUAUGAUGUUUGCCAACAUGGACAAUUUCCUUCUCACAGUGAUGGCAUAUGAUCGUUAUGUGGCCAUCUGUCACCCUUUGCAUUACUCCACCAUUAUGACCCAGCCCCUCUGCAUCUCUCUCGUGGGUGUACCUUGGGUAAUUGCCAUCUUGAACCCCUUCUUGCACACCCUUAUGAUGACCCGUCUGCACUUCUGCUCUAACAAUGUCAUCCACCAUUUCUUCUGUGAUAUCAACUCUCUCCUCCCUCUGUCCUGUUCUGACACCAGUCUUAAUCAGUUCUUGGUUCUUGCUGUGGUAGGGCUAAUCUUUGUGGUACCUUCAGUGUGUAUCCUGGCAUCCUAUAGCCUCAUCAUCUCUGCUGUGAUGAAAAUCCCUUCUGCCCAAAGAAAACUCAAGGCUUUCUCCACCUGUGGAUCUCAUCUUGCCUUGGUCAUUCUUUUCUAUGGAGCAAUCACAGGGGUUUAUAUGAGCCCUUCAUACAAC
Messenger RNA from Vicugna pacos (alpaca), 795 nucleotides. NCBI's taxonomy places the organism in Eukaryota, Metazoa, Chordata, Mammalia, Artiodactyla, Camelidae. The record is from RefSeq and is a predicted model, not a curated record.